Papaver somniferum (opium poppy) is the source of this 360-nucleotide messenger RNA. Its product is annotated as carbon catabolite repressor protein 4 homolog 1-like. The transcript is spliced from 4 exons. The record is from RefSeq and is a predicted model, not a curated record. Gene Ontology annotation, cellular component: CCR4-NOT complex; cytoplasm; nucleus. Bases 22 to 360 code for a protein of 112 amino acids. Gene Ontology annotation, molecular function: poly(A)-specific ribonuclease activity. NCBI's taxonomy places the organism in Eukaryota, Viridiplantae, Streptophyta, Magnoliopsida, Ranunculales, Papaveraceae. Gene Ontology annotation, biological process: nuclear-transcribed mRNA poly(A) tail shortening.
UGAUGAUGAUGAUGCAUCGUUAUGAUUUACGACGAGAAGAUUUGUUUGUGUUUCCGGGUUCAAAGUGAUCAUUUUGAUGAGUUUUUCGCCCCUGAGUUGGACAAACAUGGUUAUCAAGCUCUCUACAAGAAGAAGACAACAGAGGUUUACACCGGGACUUAUGCUAUCGAUGGUUGUGCAACAUUUUUCCGAAGGGACAGAUUUUCCCAUGUGAAGAAAUACGAGGUCGAAUUCAACAAGGCUGCUCAGUCACUGACAGAUGCUGUGGUCCCAAUCACUCAGAAGAAAGCUGCUUUGUCUCGACUUCUUAAGGUGAUUUUUCUUCUUUGGGAGUCUCUUAUGCAGUUAGUUGGUGCUUAG